Molecule: messenger RNA, 228 nt
Organism: Suillus subaureus
Lineage: Eukaryota; Fungi; Basidiomycota; Agaricomycetes; Boletales; Suillaceae
Exons: 1
Coding region: 1-228 (75 amino acids)
Source: RefSeq, a predicted model, not a curated record
AUGUGGGUUGGAGAGCUGGAGCUUCUGGAAGAUGGAGCACACUGUGUAUCUGUCAUCCACCUUGAUAGUAUAUUUUGUGCAGCCCACCUUAUUCCAGUAUUUGGGGGUGACUUUGUGCCAACCAAUCUCACUUACUCACAGACACUCAAUGCUUUUUGCAUGUAUUAUGUCAACAAUUUCAUUGAUCACCAUGCAUAUGAGAUCGCAUUGACUUAUCUUAGUACUUAG